CGCUUCAUGUCAGUAGAAAUGGACAGCAGCAGUUUUAUUCAGUUUGAUGUGCCCGAGUACAGCAGCACUGUUCUGAGCCAGCUAAAUGAACUCCGCCUGCAGGGGAAACUAUGUGACAUCAUUGUCCACAUUCAGGGUCAGCCAUUCCGAGCCCACAAAGCCGUCCUCGCUGCCAGCUCCCCCUAUUUCCGGGACCAUUCAGCAUUAAGUACCAUGAGUGGCUUGUCAAUAUCCGUGAUUAAAAAUCCCAAUGUGUUUGAACAGUUGCUGUCAUUUUGUUACACUGGAAGAAUGUCCUUGCAGCUGAAGGAUGUUGUCAGCUUUCUGACCGCGGCCAGCUUUCUUCAGAUGCAGUGCGUCAUCGACAAGUGCACGCAGAUCCUGGAGAGCAUCCAUUCAAAGAUCAGUGUUGGAGAUGUUGACUCCGUGACUGUCGGCGCUGAGGAGACAACCGAGAGUCGUAAUGGAGUUAAGGACAGCAGCUUCUUUGCCAACCCGGUUGAGAUCUCCCCUCCAUAUUGCUCUCAGGUACGGCAGCCCACCACGAGCAGCGACCUUCGGAUGGAGACGACGCCCAGCAAAGCUCUGCGCAGCCGCUUACAGGAGGAAGGGCACUCGGACCGAGGGAGCAGUGGGAGCGUUUCCGAGUACGAGAUUCAGAUAGAGGGGGACCAUGAACAAGGGGACCUGCUGGUGAGGGAGAGCCAGAUCACCGAGGUGAAAGUGAAGAUGGAGAAGUCCGACCGGCCCAGCUGUUCCGACAGCUCCUCGCUGGGGGACGACGGGUACCACACGGAGAUGGUGGACGGGGAGCAAGUUGUGGCAGUGAACGUGGGGUCGUACGGCUCCGUGCUGCAGCACGCCUAUUCCUAUUCCCAAGCAGCCUCACAGCCAGCCAGCGUCUCCGAAGCUUUUGGAAGUUUGAGUAAUUCCAGCCCGUCCAGAUCCAUGCUGAGCUGUUUCCGAGGAGGGCGCGCACGCCAAAAGCGGGCUUUGUCCGUCCACCUGCACAGUGAUCUGCAGGGCUUGGUGCAGGGUUCCGAUGGCGAAGCGAUGAUGAAUAACCCCGGGUACGAGAGCAGUCCCCGGGAGAGGAGUGCAAGAGGGCACUGGUACCCGUACAAUGAGAGGUUGAUCUGUAUUUACUGUGGGAAGUCCUUCAACCAGAAAGGAAGCCUUGACAGGCACAUGCGGCUCCACAUGGGCAUCACCCCCUUUGUGUGCAAGUUCUGUGGGAAGAAGUACACGCGCAAGGACCAACUGGAGUACCACAUCCGGGGCCACACCGAUGACAAACCAUUCCGCUGUGAGAUCUGCGGCAAGUGCUUUCCAUUCCAAGGUACCCUCAACCAGCACCUGCGGAAAAACCACCCCGGCGUCGCGGAAGUCAGGAGUCGCAUCGAGUCCCCCGAGAGAACAGAUGUGUACAUGGAACAGAAACUAGAAAAUGAUGCAUCCGCCUCAGAGAUGGCCCUAGAUUCCCGGAUGGAAAUUCACACAGUGUCUGACGCUCCUGAUUAA
Messenger RNA from Odobenus rosmarus divergens (Pacific walrus), 1521 nucleotides. RefSeq names its product zinc finger and BTB domain containing 34 (gene ZBTB34). The coding region runs from base 7 to 1521 and encodes 504 amino acids. The transcript has a single exon. Gene Ontology annotation, molecular function: protein binding; RNA polymerase II cis-regulatory region sequence-specific DNA binding; DNA-binding transcription factor activity, RNA polymerase II-specific. Lineage: Eukaryota; Metazoa; Chordata; Mammalia; Carnivora; Odobenidae. Gene Ontology annotation, biological process: regulation of transcription by RNA polymerase II. The record is from RefSeq and is a predicted model, not a curated record.